CCUUCCUCCUCCUCUUUUUCCUCCUCUUCUUUUCCAUCUCUCUCCUUCCCUUCUUUUUUGUCGCCUCUUUGCGCAUUUAUCGGGAGGCACUGUUGAGGCUCCAUAAGCAGCUCCUCUCCCUCCUUUUUGGGGGUCCCUGGACGUCCAAUCACAGAGGGUCUCCCCACCAAAGGGUCCUGGUUUGGGGGGGACCCCCAAAACCCAAAGCCAGGAUGGACUUCCAGACCAAGAUCAGCACCAGGACCAGCACCCCUUCUCCAGCAACAUCUGGGACCUCUGCCUUCGACCUCCAGUUCCUGCGCUCUCUCUUUGGGGUCCUGAUGGUGGUAGAAAUCGUUCUGGGCUGCUUGGUGUGGGCCUUGAUCGCAGACACAUACUACCAGCCCUAUCCUUCCUAUGGCUGGGUGAUGUUCGUGGCCAUCUUCUUCUGGCUGGUGACCGUCAUCAUCUUCGGCAUGUAUCUCUUGAAGCUCCAGGCCAAGCUCUACAUGAUCCCUUGGCCACUUGUGCUUCUCGUCUUCAAUGUUUCGGCGGCCGUCUUGUACGCAACUGCCUUCUUCACGAGCGCAGCAUCCGUGGAACCGUUCUCCUGGCCGCACUCGCCAGACUACAACAGAAGAGCGUCAGCAUCGUUCUUUGCUGCUCUGGUGAUGAUCGGCUACGCCGUCAGCGCCUGCCUCAGCAUCCGUUCCUGGAAAGCAUACAGGAGCAGCGCGGGUGCCGGCCAAGCGACGGUGCCCAAUCAUGCCUGAAAACUGUGGGUCAUCUUGCAUCAAUGUGGCUCAGUGGCAUGUCGCCGUGGCCUUUGGGUGCUUAGCUCUUCCUCUCCUCUCCUUCCCACGGCUUCUCCAUCCCAGCUUUUGGCAUGCUCCACACUAAGGAUGCUGUUCUAACCCAACCUAUAGCCUUUGCCCUCUUUGCCCUUGCAAGGCCUUGUCGAGCCAUGGGACAGAGGGCUGUUGCCAGGCCAGAAAGAGGUGACCAGGGCUGGUUUGCAAGAGCACUAAAAACACAUCUCAAAAUGCCAACGUCUUACUAAACAAAGUGCUUUCCGGUGGAGGAGGUUCUUUAUGUAUCAACAAGAAUCCGUGCCAUGGAUGGCAAGGCAGUGAUGGAAAUGUAUGUGCAUACCAAGUUCUGACAACCACUGGUCCCAAGUAACAACAUCUGUAUGUCAAGAAGCAACACUAGUUCGACGGGCAAUAUGUGCACAAGAAGCAACACUAGUUCGACGGGCAAUAUGUGCACAAGAAGCAACACUAGUU
Anolis sagrei ordinatus is the source of this 1265-nucleotide messenger RNA. RefSeq names its product plasmolipin (gene PLLP). Gene Ontology annotation, biological process: myelination. Gene Ontology annotation, molecular function: structural constituent of myelin sheath. Lineage: Eukaryota; Metazoa; Chordata; Lepidosauria; Squamata; Anolidae. The record is from RefSeq and is a predicted model, not a curated record. Gene Ontology annotation, cellular component: membrane.